Messenger RNA from Daucus carota subsp. sativus, 1239 nucleotides. Its product is annotated as zinc finger protein ZAT4. The transcript has a single exon. The record is from RefSeq and is a predicted model, not a curated record. NCBI's taxonomy places the organism in Eukaryota, Viridiplantae, Streptophyta, Magnoliopsida, Apiales, Apiaceae. The coding region runs from base 1 to 1239 and encodes 412 amino acids.
AUGUUGCAAGAAGGUCAAGAACAUAGGUUUUUCUGCAGGUUUUGUAACAAGGGUUUUGUUAGUGGUAAUUGUUUGGGGGGUCACAUGAGGGGUCAUUUAGAUUUGAUUUCUGCAGAAAAAUGUGGAGAGAAUUAUGGUGGUGGUUCGGGUUCUGAAGAAGAGGAGUUGAGUGCUGAAAUUAAAGAUUCACUGUCUUCGGAAAUGGAUGUUGAAGCUACUUAUGGAUUGAGAGAGAAUCCCAGGAAAUCUUGGAGGUGUUGGGAUUCGGAUACGAUUCAUGUGUGUAAGAAGUGUGGCGGGGAGUUCUCAUCAUCGAAAUCUUUGGCGGUUCAUAUGAGAAGUCAUUCGACUGGAAGAAGGAAAGAAGAAACUGCAACUUGCAAGGAAUGUGGGAAGAUUUUUGGUUCACUGAAAGCUUUGUUUGGACACAUGAGAUGUCAUCCCAAGCAAUCAAGGGUUUCCAAUCAAUUGCCCUUGGAGUUGGUUUCUACAAUUCGGAAGAAGAAACGAUCAAGAACUUGCUAUAGUAAGACAAUACCAAUUCUUUCAGAGGCUUGUUCUGAUAUGAAUGCAUCUUCAUCUAUUGCUGGUACUGAGAUUGAUGAAGUUGAGGAAGCGGCUACCACUUUGAUGAUAAUGUCUAGGGAUUAUGAAGGUUGGAAGGUUGUCGAAAUUAAUGGUUUGGACUUGGAUAGGUUGAAUCAAAGCAAAACGAGUAAGUUGGUUGAUCAAGUUUUUGAGUUGAUGGGCAAAACUUGUGAUGGUUACAUUCCGUCUGCUUCUGAUGAUGUCGUUUUGAAGGAUUCUGAAAGAAUUGGCGAAUUCAAAUGCAAGACUUGUGACAAGGUCUUUCAUUCUGUCCAAGCACUUAAUGGCCACCAGCACAUGCAUAGAACCAAUGAUGGUUGCACUGAGCUGAAGGUGGAGAGAUGCAGGGAGCUUACUCAGACAAACUUUUUGUUGGCUCCUGUAGUUGAUUCGCAACUGGAGUGUGCCAAAAAUUCGCUUGAGAAGGGAACUGGAGUGGAGGUAAGAAGUUGUGAUAUGAAAAAGAGCAACUGCUAUCAGUGCUUAACCUGCUCUAAGGUUUUCAAAUCAGGCCAAGCAUUAGGUGGACACAAGAGGGCUCAUUACUCUGGCCCAAAUGUGAGCAAAGUCGAAGAAACAGUUUUGAUGGACUCAGCAUUUCCAGAUCGCGUUGAGAUUCCUGAAAUUCUUGAGCAAAUUGCCUGCCAGUGA